Molecule: messenger RNA, 525 nt
Organism: Caenorhabditis bovis
Lineage: Eukaryota; Metazoa; Nematoda; Chromadorea; Rhabditida; Rhabditidae
Source: the annotation of a GenBank genome assembly
AUGCUUCCUGAUAUUCAACAACAAAUCGCAAGUGGGAUUUAUGAUACGACUCAACAGCAUAUUAGGGCAAUGAGCCAAAUGUGGAACUUCGAUCAUUACCAGCAGCAGCCCUACACUCCAACCGGAUGCGCUAAAGAAGAGAAGUUCGAUCAGUUCAAACAAGAAAUGAUGUUUCAUCCAUUAUUUGCCCACCAAUUCACACAAUUCGCCACUGUUCCACCACGCGAUUCCCCGGGUCCCACGAAGAAGAAGCCGCAGCCGGUCCCCGACGAUCAAAAGGAUGAGUCAUAUCGAGAGCGACGGCGUCGGAAUAAUGAGGCGGCACGAAAGUCGAGAGAGGCGAGAAAAAAGAACGAGGAUUUGACGAGUCGACGAUUAGAAGCUGCUCAACAGGAGAAUUUCAUCCUUCGCCAAGAACUGCAUCGUUUGAAGAUCGAAGUUGAAUCAUUACAAUACUCGUUGGCUCGUGCGACCGCUCAAAUCAAUAUGGGAGCAACUAAUGCGGCGAAUCCUCCAAGCUAUUGA